AUGUCAGACUUGGUUGACCUCGAGCGCUUUCACACCAAGUGCCGCAAACUUCCCCUGCCCAAGAGCCUCACGCAGAAUCCGCAGAAGUUGAGCAGUCUGCAUGAUGCGAUCUUGGCCUGCAUCGAGCGUCUCUACAGGGACAAGCAGAAGCCAUUCUUGGGCGAGGUGCAGAAGCUGCUUCGUGCCCAUCGUUCCAUCACUGGGCCCUUCACGCCACAAGAAGUGCGCAGCAUUGCAGCCGUUUGUGCUUCGAAGCCCGAACUCUUCCUGCUGGUUCCACCGAUGUGUGGCAAUGCUCCAUGUAUCCUCCUUCGCAAACCGCCUGCAGGCUUCGAGCCAUGGUACGAGAGGCUGCCUCAGCGAGGGUUCUGCGAAGAGGAAGCCAGCAGGAACCUCCGCGAAUCGAUUGCAUCGGCGCAACUUGCGACAAUGCGACAGGUGAUCGAGGGACUGUACGCAGACAGGAUCGAGCCGACUCUCAAUGAGGUCCAAGAGCGGCUGCGCCAGCGUGGAUGGAGCUUCUCCGAUGCGCAGCAGGCCGUCCUCCUCUAUGCAUGUCAGAAAGACAUCUACGACCUGUCCAAGCCAACGCUCAACAAGCAAAUCGUUGUGCUCUUGAAGGAGCCUCCAAGCGGCUUCUUGGGUUGGGCGGAGGGUGCUGGGAUCAUCCCACAGGCUUCGACUGAGAUGGAAUUUGGAUUGAAGUCGCUCCUUGCAGCAGGCCUUGCUCCCUCGCUGCAUGGGGGCGUGGCCGGUGGAGCAGAGGCACUGCAGAGCUGCUGCAAGCGCAGCCUUGGCGAGUUGCGCGCCUUGCUCCGCGUCUUCAUCCUCAAAGGCCUCUUAGAGUACUGCGACAAUGAGCUGGUGGCCACUGCCCUGCUACACAAGGAGCUGGACGCCUUCCGCCAGGCGACACCUCGUACACCUGAGAAGAAGAAGAGCUCUGGGCGAAUCUACUCGCAGAUCUGA
Molecule: messenger RNA, 969 nt
Organism: Symbiodinium natans
Lineage: Eukaryota; Dinophyceae; Suessiales; Symbiodiniaceae
Source: the annotation of a GenBank genome assembly